This is a messenger RNA of Protopterus annectens (West African lungfish), 3006 nucleotides long. It is a transcript of the gene KIZ, whose product is annotated as kizuna centrosomal protein. Gene Ontology annotation, cellular component: centrosome. Gene Ontology annotation, biological process: spindle organization. The record is from RefSeq and is a predicted model, not a curated record. Bases 156 to 2519 code for a protein of 787 amino acids. The transcript is spliced from 15 exons. NCBI's taxonomy places the organism in Eukaryota, Metazoa, Chordata, Ceratodontiformes, Protopteridae.
AAAACGAACUCGGGCUUCUACACGCGUGCGACAUGGUACUCGUGUAUUGCAUCAGUAUACAACAAAACAUGAAAUGCAUUAUGGGAGGUGGUGCUUAUGACAACGGUCGUAAACAGGAACUAGCAAGUUAAACGGAUUAAGAGGCUAUGUGAAUCAUGGCAGUGUGUGGUACGGAGUUUUUUGACAAAGUUGGAAGGCUUCAACGUAAAAUGCAUGAAAAUGAAAGAAAGAGACUAGACCUGGAAAAGAGAUUGUUUGAAACAUCUGAUCAGCGCUUAUCUAAGCUAAAACAAAUAAAACUAAAAAGUUACUUGAGAGACAUCUGUGAAAGAGAAAAGAAAGCACUACUUCGAAACAGAGAAAUUCAGAAGGAUUUUGUCCGUGUUAAAGCCCACAUUUCUGCUCUUUCAGCCAACACUGACAAACUCCAACAAAUGAAGAGAGAAUUUGAGAAGGAGAUUGAGAGAAGAAUGGCAGCCUGGAAAAAUCAGAUGAUGAAGGGUCAGAAGAGUGAAACUACUUCAGACCAGACAUUUCAACUUUCCAGAUCAGUGGACACUGACAAGGAAGCAGACCUGUCAAGGGAAUUGUAUCAUCCUGCCACAAUCUUUAUGGGUCACCAAAUGUCAUUCAGUUCAAGCAAUGAACAGCUCAGUACACUGCAGUCAUCUUACCAGCCUACCGAAAGCCUUUUAACUCCUCACCCAAGCUCGCAGAAGCAGACAGCAGAGAGUAGUCCUGUGACUGAUAGCUCUAUUUUAAAAGCCAAAAGCAACGUGAUACUCCUAAAUAAAUCUGACAAAAAGGAUGGGACUGUUUACCUGCAGAACAGAAAAAAAAUGCCUCUCACGUCCACUGUACUUUAUGAGAAUGAAUUACCUCAUGCAUCAGGCACAGAAACUAGUAACACUGUCAUAAAUAGCAGUCUGUCUCCGAGCAAAAUCACUGACAAGCUUUGCUCCAUGUUACCUCCACAAAAGCAGGGAUUAACUCUUCAGAAUGGAACUAAUGAUUUGAAGGCUGCUGUCUUUGAUGCAGAAAGAAAGGCUGAGCCUGAACAUUUUGAACUAAUUCAGAAUGCCCUGGUACCUCCAGUAACUUCAUCUCUGAGCUGUUUUCAUAAGAGUCAACCAAGAAGUGAGUCUUUAGUUGAGAAACAUGACAUCACAGAUAAGCAUUCAGUUGCUGAUCAGACAUGUGUCCAAAAUAAUGGUCAAUUAAUGCAAAAUCUGGAAGAUUUGAAGAAUCAGUCAUUUGAUAUGGACAGUGAACCAACAGUGUCAGUAAGUGAAAAUGAACUGGAAGAGCAACAGAGCAGUACAAUACCACAGAAAAAAAUAAGUGGAAAAAGUGAUCCUUUUAAUCUUUUGAAGCCAGCGUGCACUAUUCAAGAAGUAAGAAGUCUUUCCAAAGCAGAGAGUAAUUCCACUGUUAAAUCUACACUGUAUGUUAAUGCAGUUCCUUCUGAUGUUGCAUCUGAUUCCUCCAUGGAAGAGUAUACCAUUUCACAUGAAAGCUUCUUCCAUUUGUUGCAGUUAGUUGAAGACACUGUUAAGAAAGUUGGAUCUGCACAUUUAUAUCAAGCUAAGACCACAAACAGAGAAGACUUGAAGGAGCUCAUAAGACUUUGCAAUCAGGAGAAUCUGGAUGGCGAAGACCUUGAAGCUUGUGGUGUAUUUAUCCUUCAGCAGCUUCAGAAGUUGUCGCAGAAUACAUUGAAUGGCUGUCUUUUACCUGAUCAAGUGCUAAUGAACAACUGGAACUCAAAAGAUGAAAGCCAAGUCAGAUCUGCUUUAAGUUCAGAUGCAGUGAUGCUAUGGGACCGCUGGUACAGACAUGCUGUUUUUUUGGCAGAAAACCAUAUUUUAUCCAGAGCUGAGGCUGCAACAUUAUUUGGACCCCUGCUAAUAUCUACAUAUAGUAAAAACAGCAAAGAGGUAGUAGAACUGUUGAAAAAUAUAAUUCCAGAAGAAGCUGAAGAAAGCCUGUCUGUACGCAGUGACUCAUCCUGUAGCUUGCCAUCAAUCCUUAAUGAUGGUGGAGAAAUAAAGCAAGCUAGACCUGCUCUGUGGCUUUACACUACUGUAGCAAAUGAACAAGGAGGCACAUGUUCUGAUGAUGAGGAAGAUAAUAUUGAAGGAAGCAGUGACAGUAGCGUAACAAAAAAUGUGCCUAUUACAGAAACAAAAGCUUACCAGCUUCUUAAACAGUCUGCAGUACAACAGAGACACCACUUGACUAAGGAUGAUGAAAAGGAAAGCUCAGAGUUAGAGUUAGUAGGUACAGAGAAAUGCAACAUUAGUGCAGCAGCUGGCAAGAAAGAAAAUAUUCCUUCGGAAAUCAGUUCUUCAUCAACUCAAGAAAGUUCCCCACAAAGGCAUAAUGGUUUCACCAGUGGGAUUUCUGCAAUGAAGUCUAAAGCUUUCUGGGGUGAAUCUGAUGAUAGCAACUCUGACAUUGAAGCAGCUCUCUGUCCACAGAUGGCCUCUAAAGAGGAUUCUGAUGACUUUUAUGACUAACAGACAUGGCAAAACAUUGUGCAGUCACCAUCUCUGUAGAAAGACAAUUAUGAAAGAUGCAUUUUUUUCAGAAUUUAAGACCAGUAUUUACAAAAAACAUACAUAUGACUUGAAUUUCAUCAUUUUUACAUUCAGAGAUUUCUGAAUUGUUGUAGAGAUCAGUGGUAACAUUUACUCUCUGACAUUUAACUCAAGAAAUUGUCCUUAAUUAAAAACUUAGUCUAAUUUUAAAGCCAAUUUGCUUAAGAAAGUCUAUGUUUCAAUAGUAUAUAUAGGUAACAAAGUGUGUCCCACAUAUUCUAUUAAUUAUUUUCUGUUUAGAAUUGUACAUCUACAAAAAUGUUUCAUUGUUGUAUUCUAACUGAAGAACUGCAUGUAUAAUAGCGCUAAUACCACCAAUACUUCAGAACUUAAGCUGAAACCAUUUUUAUAUACAGUGUUCCCUUAAAAUAAAUCACUGUUCUUUGUGUUACACAUUUCCAUCUGA